Messenger RNA from Vigna unguiculata (cowpea), 1802 nucleotides. RefSeq names its product BTB/POZ domain-containing protein POB1-like. NCBI's taxonomy places the organism in Eukaryota, Viridiplantae, Streptophyta, Magnoliopsida, Fabales, Fabaceae. Gene Ontology annotation, biological process: response to red light. The record is from RefSeq and is a predicted model, not a curated record. Gene Ontology annotation, cellular component: nucleus. Gene Ontology annotation, molecular function: protein binding.
AUGAAGGAUUUCAAUUUGGAUUUUUUUGAUCCAGGAACGGCAAUGGAGUCCUCCUCCUCUCCCGAUUACUCUCGCAGUGCUUCCUCUUCCGAUGCCGAUUUUGGAUUCGCGUUCAACGAUAGUAAUUUUUCCGACAGAAUCCUUCACAUUGAAAUCAUGGAUGACCUCGUUGAGGAGGCCUCACCUAAUUUUGAGGGUUGCACCACAAUUCUCGACUGGGCUCGCCACCGCAAAAGGAGGCGUGAGGAUGUCAAGAAGGAUAAUGUUGUUGAUCUUACUUUGCCCGACGAGCAAAUUUUGAACGAGAAUCAACCUGAUAUGGAUGACUUUAUAUCCCCUGAAAAUCAAGAUGAAGAGGCAAUUGCUAUGGGUGAAGAGUCUUCCUCUUCAGGUGAUGAACUCACAAAUAUCAAUGAUUCAAAUUGGAAUAUGGAUUGCUCUACAGUUGUGAGAGUUAGAACACUACACAUCAGCUCUCCUAUCUUGGCAGCUAAAAGUCCUUUCUUCUACAAGCUUUUCUCAAACGGAAUGAAGGAAUCAGAGCAGAGACAUGUCACUCUGAGAAUUAAUGUUUCUGAGGAAGCUGCUCUUAUGGAACUUCUAAAUUUUAUGUAUAGCAAUACCUUGAACGUUUCUUCAGCCCUUGAAAUAUUAGAUGUGUUGAUGGCCGCUGACAAAUUCGAAGUUGCUUCUUGCAUGAAGUUUUGUAGUCGAUUAUUGCGAAUUAUACCCAUGACACCCGAGUCUGCAUUGCUUUACCUUGAGCUUCCUUCUAGUGUCUUAAUGGCCGAUGCAGUUCAACCAUUGACCGAUGCAGCAAAGCAGUAUCUUGUUGAUCGAUACAAAGAUAUAACAAAGUAUCAGGAGGAGGUUUUGAGCUUGCCUUUGGUAGGAAUAGAAGCAAUAUUAUCUAGUGAUGAACUCCAGGUUGCAUCAGAGGAUGUUGUAUAUGACUUUGUGUUGAAGUGGGUUAGAACACAGUACCCAAAACUAGAUGAAAGGAGAGAAGUUUUGGGUACACAACUUGCUCGUUUAAUUCGUUUCCCUUACAUGACCUGUAGAAAGCUUAAGAAAGUGUUAACGUGUAAUGACUUCGACCAAAAUGUUGCAUCCAAGCUUGUUCUUGAAGCGCUUUUUUUCAAGGCAGAGGCUCCUCAUCGCCAGCGGAUACUAGCUGCCGAUUCUGCUUCCUACAGACUUUUUGUGGAGCGAGCAUAUAAGUAUCGCCCUGUGAAGGUGGUGGAAUUUGAACUUCCAAGACAACAAUGUGUGGUUUAUUUGGAUCUGAAGAGGGAAGAGUGUGCGAAUUUGUUCCCAUCUGGGCGAGUUUAUUCUCAGGCAUUCCAUUUGGGUGGACAAGGGUUCUUCUUAUCAGCACACUGCAACAUGGACCAACAAAGCUCUUUCCAUUGCUUUGGUUUGUUUCUAGGAAUGCAGGAAAAAGGCUCAACUAGCUUUGCGAUUGAUUAUGAGUUUGCUGCCAGGUCAAGGCCAACAGAGGAAUUUGUUAGCAAGUAUAAAGGAAAUUAUGUAUUCACAGGAGGAAAAGCUGUUGGAUAUAGAAACUUGUUUGCUAUUCCAUGGACAACAUUCAUGGCUGAAGAUAGUUUAUACUUUAUCAAUGGUAUUCUCCACCUUAGAGCUGAACUUACCAUCAGGCAUUGACAUGGAUUCUCAUAUUUGUAAAUUAUUUUCUUUUAGCUCCUAGCUUUUUAAUCUUUUUUUCAUGUUUCUCAUCCUUAUGCUAAUUUGUUGUAAUAUUGGCUAAUACCGAGAUAAUGUGUAUUAGGUGAUUAGUGCUA